Molecule: messenger RNA, 2321 nt
Organism: Belonocnema kinseyi
Lineage: Eukaryota; Metazoa; Arthropoda; Insecta; Hymenoptera; Cynipidae
Gene: Syn2
Product: gamma-1-syntrophin
Exons: 11
Coding region: 289-1827 (512 amino acids)
Cellular component (GO): intracellular anatomical structure; dystrophin-associated glycoprotein complex
Molecular function (GO): protein binding; structural molecule activity
Source: RefSeq, a predicted model, not a curated record
CUCAGAAUUGUCAAGAUGUUUGCCGACGGUGUAUGUAAAAUAAUAAGUGCCGAAAAGUGUUUGAAAGAAUAGAAAUUAAUUCAAACUGUUACUGUUUUUUCCGAAUGUAAGAACCUUCGUUUCGCGGUCUGCGCCUUUUUUCGCGAGUUCGGAGUUCGUUAUAGAAAAAAAAAAGAUGUGGCUCGUCCAGUGCUCGAGUCGUUGGUUGGAGAAGAUUAGUUUUGACAGCGCGAGCUAUUUGUGGCCGACUGAACGGGGUUGUGGUAGCUGUAACGCAUAAUAAAACGAAUGAUGAGAAUCAACUCCAUAAAGAUGAGUACUCCGAUCGAGGAGAAGAUUGAACAAAAGCUCAAGGUGCGGACGGGGAUGGUUGCCAUCAGCGAUGGCAAGAGUAAACCUAUAUCAAUGCGUCUUUACCUCUCAAUGGAGAUCCUCAAACUCCAGAGGGAAGAUUUGGAGCAGGCGGUGAAUCAUAACAAGCCUCCAUUGGAUGCAAAAGAACGUAUGGUGCAGAUAACAAGGCAAAAAGUUGGAGGUUUGGGAUUGAGUAUAAAAGGAGGGGCUGAACACAAACUUCCCGUUCUGAUAUCCAGAAUUUAUAAAGGACAAGCAGCUGAUCAAUGUGGACAACUCUUUGUUGGAGACGCUAUUAUUAAGGUGAAUGGAGAAUAUAUAACAGCGUGCAAUCACGACGAUGCUGUGAAUAUACUUCGAAAUGCUGGUGACCUGGUUGUUUUGACCGUUAAACAUUAUAGAGCAGCGAAGCCAUUUUUACAAAAGAGUGAAAAAGAAGAAAAAUUAGACAAUGCGACAAAUGGAACUCCAGAGGAUGGUUGGGUUUCUCCGAGUAAACAACCUGGUAGUCCUAAAUGCAGUCACAGCAGACACAGUUCAAACGCAUCAGCGAGUUCGAUCCACUCGAAAAAAUGGGUCGACCUGAUCACAGUUCCGUUAAUGAUGGCAUACGUUACCCGAUAUAUAUUUGGUACUGAUAAAUUGAGGCGGAAUGCCUUUGAAGUGAGAGGUUUAAAUGGAGCCAGAACCGGAAUUAUUCAUUGUGACGACAGUGCCAUUCUUAGUCAAUGGCUCAAGUUUAUCACGGAUAAUAUUACUGGCUUAACUCAUUUGCAAAUGAAACUGUACAACCGGAACUUUGCAGUAGGCGAGCGAAUUGAAUACAUGGGUUGGGUAAACGAGGCCAUCAGCAAUAGCAAUCAACCCUGGCAAAGCUACCGGCCAAGGUUUCUAGCUUUGAAAGGUCCCGACUUGCUACUUUUCGAAACUCCACCCUGCAACAUUGGUGACUGGUCGCGAUGUGCAUUAACUUUUAAAGUAUAUCAGACGAUGUUCCGCGUGAUGCGAGAAUCGGAGAAUGUAGACGAGCGACAGCAUUGUUUUCUGGCGCAAUCUCCAGGAAAGCCACCAAGAUACCUUAGCGUGGAAACGAGGCAGGAACUUUUGAGAGUUGAAGCCGCGUGGCAUACGGCUGUUUGUUCUGCAAUAACUCAUCUCAAGAGCAAAACAUUUCCGGUGACUUUUAAUGGCAGGACAGCAGGUUUAACGUUGGAAUGGUCCCAAGGAUUUUCGCUGGCCUUCGAAGGCGUCACGGACAAUGUUUGGAGGUUCAAAUUUUCUCAGCUUCGUGGCUCGAGCGAUGAUGGGAAGAGUAGAUUAAAGUUGCAUUUUCAAGAGCACGAUAGUAUCGCUAUUGAGACAAAGGAAUUGGAGUGCUCUCAGUUACAGAACUUAUUAUUCUGUAUGCACGCUUUUCUCACCGCAAAAGUGGCCGCAGUUGACCCAACUUUUUUAACGUCGACGACACCGUAAGAUUUGUAAAGUAUACUGAUUUACCAAAUAUGUAUUCCGUUCAAGAGAUCGCACGAAGUGGAGUAUUCAAAUUUACAUUUACGGAGAUAUUUAUUUCUAGACUGAGUAUUAUUUAAGAAACUGUAUAUAGUGAAACGAUCUGACGUGUGCUGAUUUAUUCGCUUGGAAUUGCUAUGAAAGAGAAAAUUGCUUUAGGAGAAUAAUUUCGUAUCAGUUUGAUAAAAUUUCUUAUUUUAUAUUUGAAAUGUUCAUGCGAUUACUGUUGCACUCGUUCAUGAUUUUUAAGUAAAUGCAUUUUCGCGAAGAAAUAUCAACGCUCAUACAAAACAAAUUUUAUAAUUAAUAUAUCGAGUGCCUUAAAAACCAUGAACACAGCGUAACUUACUUGAAAAUCAACUCUUCAUUUGUGCAAGAAAUGGCCAACUCCGUGUUGACGUGCAAUAAUUAAGAUUACAUACUAGGAUGGGUAAAGAAAAAAAAAUGGAAAUGAAAAA